GCACCCGCAGACUGCUUUACUUAUCCUUUCGUUCUAUCUCACAAUCCACGCACACAUCCCCACAUGACAACCACAGUGCCAUCCGCAGAAGACCAAGCAAAGUUCCUCGAGGAUGCCUUGAACGUGGUCAAGAUCCAGUCGUUUCAAAUGAAGCGCUGUCUGGAUAACAAUAAGUUGAUGGACGGUUUAAAGCACUGCUCUACCAUGCUUGCCGAGCUCAGGACCUCCAACUUGACGCCCAAGAACUACUAUGAACUCUACAUGGCCAUUUUUGACGCCCUUCGCCACGUUACAACUUACCUCAAGGAGGCUCACCAGAGCGGGCGACACCACUUGGCGGAUCUUUACGAGCUGGUGCAGUAUGCAGGAAACAUCGUGCCCCGCCUUUAUUUGAUGGUGACCGUUGGCAGUGUGUACAUGGAGGUGCCUGAUGCCCCUGUCAAGGAAAUCAUGCGCGAUAUGAUGGAGAUGGCCAGAGGAGUCCAGCACCCGACUCGCGGAUUGUUCUUGAGAUACUACCUCAGCGGCCAGACGAGGAACGGUCUUCCCUUGGGAACAGAAGAUGGGCCCGAAGGAAACAUCUCGGACUCGAUCCAGUUUAUCCUGACCAACUUUAUCGAGAUGAACAAGCUCUGGGUACGACUUCAGCACCAGGGCCAUUCCCGAGAGCGCGAGAAGCGUGAGAUGGAGCGCAAGGAGCUCAGGAUUCUAGUCGGCACAAAUCUUGUGCGUCUCAGUCAGCUAGACAGCGUGGACCUGAAUGUCUAUCAGUCGACCAUCUUGCCCAGCGUUCUCGAGCAGAUCGUCAGCUGCAAGGAUGUCAUUGCGCAGGAAUAUCUCAUGGAGGUCAUUAUCCAGGUCUUCCCCGACGAUUUCCACCUGAGAACCUUGGGACCAUUAUUGUCGGCUACAGCUCAAUUGCACCCCAAGGUCAACGUGAAACAGAUUGUCAUUGCCCUGGUGGACCGUCUUGCAGCCCAUGCCGCCAGAGAGGCUGACAGCAACGAUGAUGAUGAGGUUUCAGAGGCACCCGGCUCACCAAAGGCGUCAUCCGUCAAGGCGGAUGAAGCGGAAGUUGAAAAGAAGGAGACCGAGGCCAAUGGAGAUGAGGCAGCAGAAGAAAAGGAAGGCGAUGAUGAGGAAGAAGCAAAGAAGGAAGACCAAGAAGUAGAGGAAGAGGAAACCCCUGCACAAGAGGAGCAACCUGCACCAGCACCGGCGCCAAAGCCUCUCAAGAUCCGCAAGAUCCGGGGCAUUCCCGAGGACGUCAAACUGUUCGAAAUCUUUUGGGGCAAGAUUGUGGAGCUGGUCAAGUUCCGUCCUGACUUGUCAAUUCAGGAUAUCACAGCACUGCUGGUUUCGUUGAUCAACUUGUCGCUGAGCUGCUAUCCCGACAAUCUGGGAUAUGCCGACCAGGUCCUCGGAUUUGCCAAGGACAAGGCGAUUGAAUACAACGAGAGCCCUGAGCUGCAGCACAAGGAGACUGUCGCAAACCUUCAGAACCUUCUCAUGGCGCCCAUUCAGCACUAUCCCUCCAUCCUUACACUCUUGGACCUUCCCAACUUUAACGCCCUUCUCUCGCUUCAACCCUACCAGACCCGCCGCGCCAUUGCACAUGCGGUUGUUGGUUCUAUUCUGAAGAACGAUACCAUCAUCAGCACUCCCGAGGACGUUAAUGGAGUCCUGGAGAUUUGCGCUGUCAUGAUUCGCGACCAGAAGGAUGGCGGACACAACUCGAGCCCCUUCCGCAGCACCCGCAGCAAUCGCAACGAGAGCGGCAGUGUCGAUCCAGAGGAGUUUGCGGAGGAGCAGGGUCAGCUGGCGCGCAUUAUCCACUUGUUCAAGAGCGAUGAUGCAGAUACACAGGCAGCCAUCUUGUCUGCGGCCAGGAAGCAGUUUGGCGAUGGAGGAGAGCGCAUUCGCUACAUGUUCCCUCCAUUGGUCAUCCAGGCCGUUAAGCUGGCUCGCCGCUUCAAGAAGUUGCAGGAUACGGACGAGGGCUGGGAGAAGAAGUGCUCGACUCUCUUCAGAUUUAUCAACCAGGUCAUUUCUAUUCUCCACGGCAAGGUCGACAACUCUGAUGUGGUUCUGCGCCUAUUCUUGUUGGCGGGUCAGAGUGCAGAUGAAUGUGGGUUUGAGGAUAUUUGUUACGAGUUCUUUGUGCAGGCAUUUACGAUCUACGAAGAGUCGAUUUCAGAGUCGAAAGCGCAGUUCCAGGCGAUCACGCUCAUGGUUGGCACACUUCAGACGACGUCCUGCUUCAAUGUGGACCAUUAUGAUACCCUUAUUACAAAGUGCGCGCUUCACGGAGCCAAGCUGCUGAAGAAGCCCGAUCAAUGUCGCGCAGUUUACACGUGCAGUCAUCUCUGGUGGGGCACCAUGAUCGUCGCUCAGGGAGAGGACGGCGAGGAAACUGUGCAACCAUAUCGUGACGGCAAACGUGUCCUGGAAUGUCUGCAGAAGGCACUUAAGAUUGCAGACUCUUGCAUGGACUCUGUGACGAACGUGGAGCUGUUUGUUGAGAUCCUCAACCGAUACAUUUACUACUUUGAGAAGCAGAAUGAGGCGGUCACUGUCAAGUAUCUCAAUGGACUCAUUGACCUGAUCAACACUAAUCUGGGCAACAUGGAGAACCCUGACCAGCAUCCUCCUUCAUCCAACUCGUCGUCGUUGCUGGAGAACGACCCGGCCCAUAUCUCGGAGUAUGUAAUGGCUCAUUUCCGAAACACGAUCUACCACCUGGAACGCCGUAAGAACGCCGGGGACGAGAAGUAUGCGGAGCUCGAUGCCAGUUUAGCCGUCUAAUCGAGGAGGAUCUGGAGAAGUGACACGUGUGGCAUUUUUGAAUUGGUGUUGAUCAACAAGAGGAGCAAAGCGAGAAAGGCGAUAAAGCAAGAUGAAGCGCUAGCGCUGAAGUAAUAAAAAAAAAAAAAGGUAAAGC
Molecule: messenger RNA, 2941 nt
Organism: Gamsiella multidivaricata
Lineage: Eukaryota; Fungi; Mortierellomycota; Mortierellomycetes; Mortierellales; Mortierellaceae
Product: vacuolar protein sorting-associated protein 35
Exons: 9
Coding region: 64-2805 (913 amino acids)
Biological process (GO): intracellular protein transport; retrograde transport, endosome to Golgi
Cellular component (GO): retromer, cargo-selective complex; late endosome; retromer complex
Source: RefSeq, a predicted model, not a curated record